Molecule: messenger RNA, 2348 nt
Organism: Labrus mixtus (cuckoo wrasse)
Lineage: Eukaryota; Metazoa; Chordata; Actinopteri; Labriformes; Labridae
Gene: plpp7a
Product: phospholipid phosphatase 7a (inactive)
Exons: 5
Coding region: 257-1129 (290 amino acids)
Cellular component (GO): nuclear envelope
Molecular function (GO): sphingosine-1-phosphate phosphatase activity
Source: RefSeq, a predicted model, not a curated record
AGACUCUCUGGACUGUUGGUAACAGAAAAAAUCUGCAGAGUAUUGAGGGACAAACUGGAGCCAGAAACAGAUGAUGGGAUGCAGAUGUUAAACAGCAGGUGCAGGCUACACAAUUUACUACACUGACAGCAAAAGAAGAAGGCCAGCUGGUCUAUUUAUAGCAGAGUCCCUCAGAGUCUCCGACCUGAUCCGUCACUAUCCUGCAGGCAGUGCUGCACGCCGUUGCACUUCCAACACCUCUGGACAGUCCGCCAUCAUGCCUGGGAGUCAGACUCGAAGUCGGGCUAGAGAAAGGAACAACGUACUGAACCGGCCCGAAUUUCUAUCCCUGAACCAACCCCCCCGUAGGGACCAGGGGUCAGGAGAGGGACGGGGGAGCGGGGGUCCACGGAGGCCUGGGGUCAGACAGCAGAGUCAGCAGGAGGAUCCAGGGCUGAGGGGAUCGAGGGACUCCUCAGAGGGGGGCUCAGCAGCUGAUGGGGCGGUGAAGGAGGACUGUAUACAGCUCAAUCCUUCAUUUCGAGGAAUCGCCAUCAACUCUCUGCUUGCCAUUGACAUCAGCCUGUCAAAGCGUAUGGGUGUGUAUGCAGGGGUCCAUGGCUCCAGAGCCCCGCUGCGCUCCAUGAUUUCACUGCUGGCCCUCACCGGACACGCUCUCCCCUGGCUCUUAGGAACUCUGAUCUGUCUGUGGAGUAGCAACACAAUGGCCGGACAGGAAGUCCUCGUCAACCUGCUGCUGGCUCUGAUCUUGGAUCUGAUGACGGUUGCUGGGAUGCAGAAGCUGGUCAAACGCAGAGGACCAUGGGAUUCCCCCCCAGGGUUUUUGGACUACAUUGCCAUGGACAUAUACUCUUUCCCAGCUGCCCACGCCAGCCGAGCCGUCAUGGUUUCCAAGUUCCUGCUAAACCACCUGGUGCUGGCGGUGCCCCUCAGGAUCCUGCUCUACCUGUGGGCCCUCCUGGUAGGCGUGUCUCGGGUGCUGCUGGGUAAACAUCACCUGUCAGAUGUUGGUUGUGGAUUUGCCCUCGGCUUCCUGCAUUUCAAUCUGGUGGAGUCUGUUUGGUUGGACUCUGCCACCUGCCAAACCCUCAUCUCCAUAGGCACUCUGCGCUGGACUCCACUUGUAUGAACUGGUUUGGACUGGUUCAGCUAGGUGUAUAACUGUUCUGUCUGGACUCUGAUGUCCACCAGAUGCUUGUGUGAAAUGGUGCACAUGGGACAUAUUUUUUAAAGUGGCUGGAAUUUUAGUUCUUAAAGAAUUUGGACUGGUCUGAUUGGAUUCUCCAGUUUCAAAUGCUGGAUACUUUUUGCGAAGACCAGUUUUGGCUGGUUUCAUCUGGUCCAGCUUGAUUCUUUACCUGCCAGAAACCCUCUAACUUUAGAAGGUUGCAUUAGUAAUUGCUACAACUGCUUUAAUUUGUACAACCACCUGAAUAUUUACAAGACUUACAAGUUGCUCUAUCUCAACAUCAAUGCUAUAAGAGUUAGCUCAAAUGUAGCAGACUGCUGUGACAAAUAACAAACAGUAGUUAUAGUUAGCUAACAGCUUUAACGAUUAGCUGACUUUACUGCUAUGGACUGAUGCAAUGCUUAGCUACUGCUUAGCUCAAAGCUCUCACAGUAUCAGACUAAAACUAUGAGUUGGCUAAAUGACAGUCAUCACACCCAUUAAAAGUUCACUAACAGUUUGCCCGCUGCAGUUACCUUAAAGCUCUAGCCUACUUAGCGUUUUGGAUCGGUGCAGAAAUCUUUUUAAGGAGUCAGGGGGACCAGGACCUGCCUGGUUUCAUUGGUUGUUUACAGACCUGUUGCAGGAACCUUUGAGACAUUUCGAGGUUUACCCAAAGGACUAGCUUUGAUUAUAAAAAAUAAAAAAACACACACACUGUGUUAUUCGGUGUGCAGCUGUUGUCUUUGUGUCUCAGGGAUUUUAAGCUUUCUAACUCUGAGCAACUGCAGAAAACGAAGCGCUCAGUAUUUCUCAGACCCAGUGUACAGUUUAGCCUACUCAGUAGGUUCUGUAGCAUGCUGUUGGGACAUAAUGGAUAAAAAUGUAUGCCCACUGCUGUUUUUUUUAUUGUGGUUUUUUCCAUUGGUACUUUACAAAGAGUUGCAACCUGUAACUUCUCACAGAAGAAUUGUCGUCUGCUUUGUGUAAAAUUUGCCAGUUUACAUCGGACAGGGUAUAAUUUUACUUCACUCUUUACUUCACAUUUGAAUGUCAACAUUAUAGCACUAUUGGAGCCGGAUCUGUGGCAUCACAAAGAUAUUUUACCAACAUGGCACUUAAAUUUAGGAACAUGGAUGCUGUCUUUUUUUUAUUUACCCACUGGAAGAAACACGUUUAA